Messenger RNA from Cladophialophora psammophila CBS 110553, 804 nucleotides. RefSeq lists its product as uncharacterized. Gene Ontology annotation, molecular function: oxidoreductase activity. Lineage: Eukaryota; Fungi; Ascomycota; Eurotiomycetes; Chaetothyriales; Herpotrichiellaceae. The record is from RefSeq and is a predicted model, not a curated record. Bases 1 to 804 code for a protein of 267 amino acids. The transcript has a single exon.
AUGACUCUCGAGGUUGACUUUCCAGCCCCACUCUCGCCCACCCCUUUUGCUGGGAAGGUGAUUGCAGUUACGGGAGCAAGCUCUGGUAUCGGUUUGGCUACUACACUUCUCCUCUGGACACGUGGUGCCACAGUUUCCGCCAUGAGUAAUAACGCCAAGGGAAUAGCAGAGCUAGAAGCGGCACUCCAAGAAAAGUCGAAGGAGGCCUUACCCGGCCAGAAGUUCUACACCAAGGUGGCCGAUGUUAGCAAAGAGGGCGAGGUCAAGGCUUGGAUCGAUGAGACCAUCGACAGGUUCGGCCAUCUCGACGGGGCAGCCAAUAUUGCUGGCGCCGUCCAUAACUACAACAAGAUGGCCGAUACCGUCACAGAAGACUUCGACUUCUCGAUCGACAUGAACACAAGGGGUGUAUACUACUGUAUGCGGUCCCAGAUUCCCCACAUGAAGUCUGGAUCAGCUAUCGUCAAUAUGAGCUCGAUCUCGGCUACGCAGACGGAACCAGGCAUCAGCUUGUACGGCGCUUCGAAAGCGGCAAUCAGUACCUUAAGCACAGCCACAGCGACCGAGUAUGGACCUAAAGGGAUUCGGGUCAAUGCUAUUGCAACAGGGUUGACACUCACGAGGCGUCUCCUGAGUGUCGCGAAAGAAUAUGUUGAACCUGGAAUCCAAGCCACAGCUCUUAAGAGAGGAGCUAAGCCUAUGGAACAAGCGCACACUAUUGUGUUCUUGCUGAGCGAUGAGGCAAGCAAUAUCACGGGAACUGUAGUUAGAUGCGAUGGAGGUGCACUUGCCCUCCAGUAUUAG